This is a messenger RNA of Priapulus caudatus, 1536 nucleotides long. Its product is annotated as muscarinic acetylcholine receptor M1-like. Bases 1 to 1500 code for a protein of 499 amino acids. Gene Ontology annotation, molecular function: histamine receptor activity. Lineage: Eukaryota; Metazoa; Priapulida; Priapulimorpha; Priapulimorphida; Priapulidae. The record is from RefSeq and is a predicted model, not a curated record. The transcript has 2 exons. Gene Ontology annotation, cellular component: membrane. Gene Ontology annotation, biological process: positive regulation of vasoconstriction; regulation of vascular permeability; adenylate cyclase-activating adrenergic receptor signaling pathway.
AUGUUAUAUUCCUGUAACAUACUAACGCUGCUGCAUCUCUCUCUUCUUUCUAUCACGUGUUUACAGGUGAGCAACAUGUUUAUCAUGUCUCUGGCCAUCGCUGACCUCACCGUAGGUCUGUUCGUCAUGCCCAUCAGCACAGCUUACAUCCUCACCGGAGAGUGGAUCUUCGAACUAGUCAUCUGCAAGAUCUGGCUCUCGCUCGACUACACCGCCAGCACCGCCUCCAUCCUCAACCUCUUCAUCCUCAGUUUGGAUCGCUACUGGAGUAUUACGUCUCCGUUGAAAUAUUUAAAAAAGCGGACGAAAAAACGCGCGCUCAUCAUGAUCUCUAUCGUCUGGUUGUCAAGCGCUCUCUGGAUUGUUCCGAUACUCAGUUGGCAGCAUCUGACGAACGGAGGUGUGCGCCGGAUACCUCCGAACGUCUGCGAUACGGAGUUCACGCACGACCGCGUCUUCAAGGUGACGACGUCCAUCUUUAACUUCUACCUGCCGCUGACGAUGAUGAUCUCGCUCUACGGGAAGAUCUUCCACGAGAUCCGGCAGCGGUCGAAGUUCGACAUCGGCAUCCGCAACACGGGAGGCGGAAACGGGAAGACGGACGGAGCGUCGGACUCGUUCGGCGAUUACGAGAAACGCUUGAGCGCGUCACCGAAGCUGACGCUGCAGCGCUUCGACAGCGUCAGGGUGAGCGUCGAGUACGUGUACGACAGCAGUGACGAGGAACACGCCGCGCAUGUGCGAAGCCCCCUCAUGGCGAAGCAGAACGCUGCUGCGCAUGCGCGUCGCCAGCAGCUGCAGCAGCGCGUCGCCGAGACGUCGCUGACGGUGCACGGCGACGGUGGCUCCGCCACGGGCGGCGGCAAGCAGCACACGAACAACUGUUCAUCUAUGUUGAACAAUGCCGUAGAGAAUCCUCUCUACAGCAAAUCUCGGCAGCUGACGCGACAACGCUCCGACCAGAAGCCGACGCGCGCCGUCACGCCUCCCGACAACCACGCGACGGAUAUCCGCCGAACUAUCUCUAACAAAAGCAGCAGCGCGAAGAGCAACUCGAAGGCAGGCGGCAGCGGCGGCAGCACCGUCGGCAACAAACUAUCGUCGAAGUUCAUCAAAUCGUCGCGAAUUCCACGCAUUCCUUUUGGCCUGAAGAAGAAGGUGAAGAAGUCUCCGAACAGCACUCUGAGAAGAGAGAAGAAAGCUGCCAAGCAGCUCGGUGUCAUCAUGGGUGCCUUCGUGCUUUGCUGGAUGCUAUACUUCGUCUUCUUCAUGAUCGUAGCCUUCUGCGACGACUGCAUCAGCAGCGACCUCUACAUGGCGUCGAUCUGGUUAGGUUACUUCAACAGCACACUCAACCCUUUCCUCUAUCCGCUCUGCAACACAAACUUUAAGCGCGCUUUUAAGAAGAUGUUGAGAUGCAAGGAUGCGAGUAAGGACGUGGCAACGUACUCGCGCGCGUGUGAUCUAAGCCAGGGCUACACAGGAAGGAUAACUCGGUGACACGUUAACACACACCCGGCGUAUACACGGAGUCCG